Thalassophryne amazonica is the source of this 992-nucleotide messenger RNA. Its product is annotated as T-cell surface glycoprotein CD3 delta chain-like. Gene Ontology annotation, biological process: positive thymic T cell selection; cell surface receptor signaling pathway. Gene Ontology annotation, cellular component: alpha-beta T cell receptor complex; external side of plasma membrane. The coding region runs from base 140 to 685 and encodes 181 amino acids. Gene Ontology annotation, molecular function: transmembrane signaling receptor activity. The record is from RefSeq and is a predicted model, not a curated record. NCBI's taxonomy places the organism in Eukaryota, Metazoa, Chordata, Actinopteri, Batrachoidiformes, Batrachoididae. The transcript has 7 exons.
UGUUGAGACAGAACACAAACCCGUCACCCACUUCCUGUUCACACACAGACUGAAUCUCUCAGACAGACAGUGACUGGAUACUUUGACAACAGAUGAACACCAGCUUUUUAUUUUAAGAGCUCAGACACACAAACACACAAUGAAAAGUCAGGUAGCGUCGCUGACCUGUGUGCUGUUACUGUGGAAACUGACCGUUUUCGUAAGCUGUCAAGGAGAUUCUGGAUAUCCGGAGAUAAAGGUGGCCGCGGUAUCUGAUGGGAUUAAGCUGUCCUGUGUUGGUGAAUAUAAUAUUUCAUCUGAACACAAGGGGGCUCAAACGAUUAUGGAACUGAAAUACAAGGAUGAAAACACAGGGGAGUACACAUGCGUGCCACGCAAGGCACCUGGAAAAGAGUCGACUAAAAUCUUUGUAAUGUUUCGCACAUGUGACAACUGUAUAGAGCUGGAUAAGGGCACUUUAGCUGGCGUGGUCAUUGGCGACGUGCUGGCUACAGUCGUAGUCGGGGUGGCUGUCUACCUCAUUGCGUCUGCGGCUCGGCCAGCUGCACUCGCCCCUCUCAAACAAAGUUCUGAUAAACAGCAUUUCAUUCCAAACCGCAGCAAAGUCCCCAACGAUGAGUACCAGAAACUGAAAUUUCAAGGUGGUAAUAGAGAGGAGUAUGAUGUCAUACAGAAUAGAAGAUAAAGGAAUGGUGCCAUGCUUCCUGCCAGGGAAAAAGUCAAGCCUCAGUCUCCUGACAAUGGACAGAACUUCAAGAUGUACAAUUUGGUGAUGAUUGUCAAUCAUCUGUGGUCUGACUAUUUGUGUAAUUCUGUUGAGUUUCGAGCUGGUUGUUUAUUCUCAGAUUGAAAGUAAGAUGAGGAUUUCUCCAGACAAAAUGCAUAACUUCUUAUCUUGUUCCUGUGGAUUAUAGUUACGUAAUCAAGGUUAUUCUUUUAAUGUUUUAAUUAAAUUUACAAAUCUGACAAAUAAAUGUGCACUGUUUAUGUAA